This is a messenger RNA of Malurus melanocephalus (red-backed fairy wren), 3709 nucleotides long. RefSeq names its product leucine rich single-pass membrane protein 1 (gene LSMEM1). The record is from RefSeq and is a predicted model, not a curated record. NCBI's taxonomy places the organism in Eukaryota, Metazoa, Chordata, Aves, Passeriformes, Maluridae.
AGCUGUGUGCCUGUGCUUGCCUGGCCCAAGACAGUUCCCUUUGAGCUGAACUGUUACCUCAAGCCUGUUGGCCUCUCCUGUGGCUUCUGUGUAGUCCCUUUUGCCAGGGCACUUUUGAGAGCUUCCUGUCCAGCAGCAUUUCUACAGCACCUCYUGGCUGGAGGCCAAGCAGCAGGCUGCCCUUUUCCUUGUUACACUAGCUGCCACCCACCCUGACCUGUAGGGCUGUUGCAGAGGUGGGUUGUACUGCAGUCCUACAGCUAUCCCAUCGGUUUGCAGGCACUUUCAAGCUUAGAACUGGAGAGGCCUGGGUCCUGRUCUUAAAACUAUGUUGGUGGCAGGAGCUUUUGGGGCAUGGAAGUCACAGUGAUUUUUUUUUUUUUUCUGGCUUGCACAUCUGUAUUUGGAGGGAGGACUUCUGGGAGACCCCUGCAGAAUGGGAGUGGUUYUAUGGGCAGCAGAACUUGUCAGCUUAGGGUGGGAAAUAUGAGUCAGGUGAUUUAUUUUCUGUUGUUUCCUCAAAGUAACAUAUGUUUAUUGUCAGUUUAAAGGGAUUCAGAAAUUUAGACAGGAUGGCUUCAGAAGGGAUUUGUUUUGCACUGCAGUCCCUCUAUGUGUCAGGUGCCUGUUAAUACAGCAUGCUGUAACAUUGCCUUCUACAAUGUCAGCAAAGAAAAAUGAUCAAAAGAUCUGUCAGCAAAGGAGCAUUUAAACUGCUUGCCACCAGUUUCUCAGAAUUAAUCUUAGAACAGCGUCAGAUGCCAGACAAAUGAGUUCACCCCUUAAUACUGUCCCACUUGAAUUCAUUAGGUGUAUGGGAGAAGCUGGAAAAGACCCUGUUUUUUUCUGGUCUAUGACUUUAAAAUACUCACAACUGCAAUACUGUAGAUAUGACUCUUCUGCAUAGCGAACUGGUUACUCAUAGCUACAGUGUUGUAGAUAUGACUCUUCUGCAUAGCAAAUGCCUUUCAGACAAGCACUAAACCUGAAAGGUUUGGCACCAACCAAAGGUUAGGGAAAUACUGGUCAUCAGUUAUAACCCUCCUUCAUGACAGCAUGUUACCAUGAUUCCAGUAUAACAAAAAGGAGCUGUGUAUGUGCUGAUUUCUUUUUUAGCAGAUCAAUAUUGUGAAGUCAGUAUACUUAGCCAAGUUGAGCUCUAAAUAUAGACUGAAAGGGGCAGUCUGUUUCAUAGCUAUCUUUAUGGGUACUGCAGGAUUCAACAGGUUCCUAUGGGACUAAAAGUAGAGAGAGGAACUGCAGAACAAGUUUUCUACACAUGAUUUKCACUGGCUGAUUUCUUCCACACUGGCACAUUACCUGAAUAUAAUUAUGUUAGAGGAAGAGAAGGCUCAGAAGCACAUCAAGAGUACAGUUCAACCCAUCCAGGAUUCAGAAAUCACUCUUAGGUGCUUAACACACAUCAUCAAGGGAGGUUUGCAUCCCAUGARGUGCUGAUUUAUGUUGGUGUGUAAAACUGAACUCGGGAGCUUUAUAAAAUACUAAAUGGGCAAGAUAUAUUCUACUCCAAAUCUAAACUAAUUUCUGGGAGCUCCCUCCUUACAUUCACUAGCAAGAAAAAGCUAUAUUUAAGCUGUGAUUCUAAGGUGACAAAGGCAUGUCUUAGAAUAAGAGAGAUAUUACCUGGAGGAAUGGAUUUUUCUCCAAUAAAUAGAGGGAGUUUUGAGUGACACAUGUAGACAAUCUACUUUGUCUACAAAGGAAUGCCUCCUUAGAGGUGUCUGCUUCUCCUUAUGGCUAGAAGUGUAAUAUGUUUCUAGAAGACGUUUUUGGAAUCAAAGCAGUGUAAAGAAAAGCAAAAGACUGACAAGGAAUAAUUUGUAAUACAUAGAAGCAGCCUCCUUAUGUAUUGCUUUUUCAAUAAUCUUCCUUCAAAACUGUAUUUAUAUUAAGAAUCAUUCACUGAGUUUAUGUACCCAGACUCUACAGAGAAACUGUUUUUACUGACUGGGCCUUGUCCAGUGCCUUUUUUAAAGCAAGGGGUAUUAACCUUAAGAAAAGGCUUUUUUAAUUUGUCCAAAACUGUGUGGAUUAGAACCAAAUUAGAAGACAACAUCUUUUGUUCCAUUUCUCACAAAUAAAAACUUCACAGCAAUAUUCUAAACUGUAUGAACAGACAUAUAUUCUUGUUGCUUGUCUCCUACAUUCAUACCUGUUUUCCUUGUCUUAUCUCUGAAUUAUCUGAUGCUGAAAGAAAAGGACCUGAGUGACAUUCUUUCUGGCAGUGUUAGUGAAGGUUUGGCUUUCGCUGUGAUCAGGAUCUCACACCACCCCUUGCAGGUACUCACCAAGUCAAAGGGUAAUACACUAAAAAGUUACCAUUCAAAUCUAUGCUGGAGCCAGUCAGGUUGAUUUUUCUCUUUCUCCCCAUACACAUACGUAUGUGCACAAACAUAAUGCAGAAAUGAAAUGUUUUAAUCAUCAAAGAUUUCCAAGAACAAACAAGUGCUAUGUGCUAUGUUCUGAGUUGUCCCUGCCUUCACAAUCUAGUAAGUGCUGGCCCUUCAAAUACCUUUAUUUUAAGGAUUGUUUAGACUGCUCAGUAUUUCCUCAGAGCAGGAUGCCAACUGUUACAACUYAUUUCCCAUAUCUAUGUUAAUCUACCUUUUAAAUUAUUGUUUCUYUUAGAUACAAUGGAGAGGCCUUCCUUGGAAAUUAACCUGCCUGAUACUCAUGAAGAAGGAAAACUUUAUGURGUUGAUUCCCUAAACAAUCUCAACAAGCUGAAUGUUUGUCCAGAUGAAUCCCAGUGUUCACUAGAUGAGGAAGAGAACACUGGUGGAACUGGAAAAAGCAUGGCAGGAAACAACCCAAGAAACCAGUGUCUGUUCUUUGUCACCUUUAUUUUUACUUUGAUCAUCAGUUUGGCACUUGUCUCAUUGGUAAUAUUCUUAAUAAUUCAAACUAGAAAUGAGAUGGACCAAAUAUCAAGCAGACUACUAUCUGAAAAGAAGAACAUAGAAGAGCUGAAGAAAAUCAACAAGAUUAUAUUAAAGCAUCUAAAUCAAUCAGGAAUUAAGGAAAAGACUUCUGAUCUUCAUGAUUACCUUACCCAGGCUGAGCUCAAAGUCCUUGGAGAAUAGAUCUUAUUUGAAAUUCAGCAUAUUCAUGACUCAGAUAUUUUCACAUAUGGCACACAGAUUGCUUAAACUUCCUGAUAUGGUCACAGGAGCAUUGGAAAAGCCAGCAGAAUGAAAAAAUAUUAGCAAUUCAUAUUUUAUCCUGUUUUAUGACAUAGAAUUGUAAUACUAAACCCAUAUGAUUCACAAUAAACAAUGGAUUGUCAGUUUGGGGCAAGAAUUCCAGAUUUCCUGUGUAUUGUAAAUUGCAGGGGUAAGGGCCUAUUUUUACUUUAAAUGUAAGAGAAUGAUCACAGAAAAUCAUGAGUUCUAUUCACAUGAUUCCAGCAUGACCUUGUUCACAUAAUCAUUCACCUGUUGCUUUUGUACAAGCUUACAAGUUUGUUUCUAAUAUUAUUUGUAUUUAAGGAUAACUUCAAAUUUAAUAACUCAUAAAUAAAUCAAUUUCUGCUGUAGAGUUUCAUGGUUUUUCCUUUCUGUUCAUCUGAACAUACUGAUAUACUACUCUUCUUGUGAAAAAACCCCAAACUUGAAUAACAACAAUCCUUUUCAUAAGAUGCCAUAGUCAGCCCAAAUUGUUGUUUAAUCAGUACUUAUAAUAAAUCCAC